AUGCUGAAGAGUUUCUUGGCCACCAAUUCUCUUCUGAUGAAGAGAGUUUCAUCAUCAUCAGCAACAACAACAUUAGCAGCAUCGUUCACCAAUACUCAUCAUAUUUCACCCUUUCUUUCAAUGUGUUCUUCACUGACACAACAACAAGUGAGAGAAAGAAAAAAGCAAACAGUCAGAAGAAAGCUGCCAUCCGACAAGGAAGUCUUUGAUAAAUUCCUUGAAGGUCCAAAAGAAAAGUACUUGCACCCUCCAAAAAAAGUCAAAGAUACAUCUAGGAAUGCUCUCCGUCCCGCUACUUUCGAAAUUCUCAUCAUUAAAGAUAACAAACUCACAUUUGCCGGAGAAGUGGUGAGAAUGAAAUCAAGCAAAGCAUGGAGAUAUUUAGCAUCAAACCCACCAAAGGCCGUCAUGAACACGCCUGAAAAUAGAGAAAAGUAUAAACAUUUACUCGCAAAUCCAGAAGAGCUCGCUCAAAAACGAGAGACCUUUAAUAGAAGAUAUAUUUUACAACGUUGUGUCAUCAAAAUGUGGAGAAAGACUGAAGGAGGAAAUAUGAAAUAUUAUUGGCCAAUUACAAAACGUGAUGUUGCCAACUAUGUUUGGUGUGUUCAUCAUUUGGCUCUCAGAGACGAAGACAUUACUUUCCCUGGAGAACAAAAGAACAAUCCAAGCUCAUAUCAUCCUAUUAACAAGCCUGGCUAUUAUUGUUUACAUGCUGAUUUGCAUGACGGAAAAGCUCCAGUACUUUUGAGAUUGUACUUACCAUUAAACGACAAGGCCAAGACACACCGUGGAAAUUCUUUAAUUGGAUACAAGUAA
Messenger RNA from Naegleria lovaniensis, 819 nucleotides. RefSeq lists its product as uncharacterized. Bases 1 to 819 code for a protein of 272 amino acids. The transcript has a single exon. NCBI's taxonomy places the organism in Eukaryota, Heterolobosea, Eutetramitea, Acrasida, Naegleriidae. The record is from RefSeq and is a predicted model, not a curated record.